AAUAGCAACAAUAGUCUCUUUUUCAGCCUGCAGGAGAGCUGCAUUAAAUUGCUUAUAGGUCAGGGGAGUGUGAGUGGGCGAAGGGGAACAGUGUACAAAUAGACUAUCAUAAGAAAGCGAAGUCAAAGAAAUUAGUUUAGCAUUCAGCGUGGAAAGUUUAGAAGAGACAUUUGCUAUUUUAAUAGAAGCAUGGAGCAAAGCGCUUUAUCUAACCCAGGCACAGCUCAGCCAGAGGUUUCACAGUGCAAGGAGUUGGAUCACAGAACAGAGGCUUCAGAAGAGACCAACAGCUCUGUGCCAUCCAGAGGUGAAAGUGAAGCUCCACAGGAUGAACUCACAGAUUUGGAUGGAACCAAGAUGGAACAGCGGGUGAAAUAUGUGGAAGACAAACUCAGGGAAAUGAAUGCUCGAUUUGAAGGCGCAGAGAAACGACUAGAGGUUUUGCAAGAACGGCUCAGUCAGGAAGCAGCAAGUGAGACUGAUUGCUGUGGUUCCAGAUCGCAGGAGGCCACCAACAAUAGUCAGUGCUUCGCUCAGAACCCUGGAUUGGAGCCUGUCUUGGCCAAUGCAAUGAGAAGCCAUAAAUUCUCUGAGAACCUGAAUGACCCUUGUCAAGAAGCAGAUGUGCUGGAAAUGUACAACAGGCUCAGGACACAUGAAUGGGAGAAAGCCAGAUGUGCUGCAAGUGGCUCUGCCUUCCCAAUGACAUAUGAAGAAGGUAGCACCAUAAUUAAGGCUGUGUUUUCCAUAUGUGAAGAAGAGCUGUCACAAAGACUGGAGCGAAUUUUUGAACUCCUUGAGAUUCCAGUUUCGAAGAAAUCCACAAGCCUCUUUGACAACAAACAGCUGCCCCCUGGGCUGGCAAGAGAGAUAAAGUAUCACCUUAAAAAUCUCUAUUUUAACUAUGGAGAAGACUUUUACCAAGCCAAGAGUAGGGAAGUCAACAGAGCCAUGUGAAGUCAAUAUAGAAGAGCACACUGGAAAAAACAAGUGAUGGGGGAGUGAUACUGCCCCUGACUAGAGACAAUGAACUUUGGGAGAUAUAGGGAGAAGACAAAAAGACACCCUUUUAUCCUGCACCUAGGAAGUAAAUGAAGAGUGGUUUACAUUUGUGAAAGCAGGAUCUCAACCAACCUUGGCUGAAACACUGCAGAAAAGGCUUUGGGUAAAAUAAACUUCUUUAGAAAGGGGUUUGGCUUGUGAAGUUAAGUUGAGUCUCUAGAAAGCAUGUAUUAAUUUUCUUGUAUAUGUAACCAUUCUGUUUCCAUUAGCCUUACUCACUAAUCAUUUGAAUCCUUGAAUCUCUGUUCUUUGUUAAUAUGCUUAGUCUUGUUUUUACUAUAAAUAUAUCUAAGUGCUGUGGUGUUAAGCAAAGCAGUAAUCCUGAGAUAAAUCAUUCAAGUUGGUAUGUGCACUGUCCUUUUGAGGACAGCAGCCCUGGUAUUUCUGUGAGUGUUCAGUGGAUAAGGUGCUGCACACUGCAGGGGAAUGCCUCAAAAGGGCUUGGGAACUGGGGUGCACCGAUUGCUAACCUUCAAGAUUUGGGUGGCUAAAAGGCUAUUGGUAUUAAGGAGCUGACACCCAGCAAAGCACAAGCAAGUUUCCCUCUCACGGGAGGCGGGGGAUGGGGGAAUAACAUGGUGACUCACAGUCCUAGGCUUUUGCAACAGAUCAGCCCUUUCAGUUACACAAACGCUACACACAGUAGGAGGCCUGGUUCUUUUAUUUGGUAGCAUCAUCUGCAUAGAAGACAUUGGAUUGCUUGUUCCUGGUUAAGACCACUGGGACUAAAAUGUUGCAUUCCUGCCCUUCCAUCAAUAACUACAAAUGAAUGGCCCUGAUCCAGCAAUCCUUUCUCAGGCAAAACUUUUAUUGACCUCAGUAGUAGUUUCGCCCAACUAUGUACAGCAGGACUGGGCCCCAGAUCAUUUAAGCACCGGACUUGCAAUGAAUGGUAAUGAUAAAGGGCCUGAAAAAAAUCAUCUAUCUGCUCCAAUCAGACAAUGAAGUCAGAGAGUCCUCUUCCCCUGCCUCCCCUCCCCCCCAAACGCUCUUCCUCCUAUGCAGGCUUCUCAGCAUGUGCUAAUAAGCUUGGAGAUCUGGCUUGGGAAGACAGUUUAUGAAAUCCAAUGCAAGGGAUUAGAUUAAAAUGACCAGUCUCACUUGUUUGUCUUGUUACUGAAGGACUGGCAAACGAUCGGAUUCCCUCUUAAUAUUCCUCAGUGGGUGCUCAGCUUCUCUGCACGCUCUCCGGGGGAAAUUCUUCAACAUCCACUUCCAGGAACUGAAAUACACCAUCCAGCUCCUUGUCAAAAUGCUUGCUAGUAGACAUGCAGCUUACAGAAGAUACAAUCCAGAUCUGAAUGGGCAAGGAAACAGUGGGAUGGGAAAGACCCAAGAUUUAAAUCUGGAUGGGGAUAGGCAUGGACAAACUGACCUGCAAACCACUAUAACAAACACCAUGUCUACUGCGGUGCCUGGAAGGUGGUGAGAACAGAUGGCUAUUAUGGUUUGGUUGCUCAUUUCUAUUCACCCUGUCACACCUUUCUGCUCCUGGAAUGCCAAACAUGAACACAAUAUUAUCCACUCAAACUGACCUAUUCACUUCUGCAUCUAACUUUGGACUCCCCAAGAUACCAAUCUUCAAACAAAUUAUCUAGCAUCUCAUCUUAGAAUUAUAAAACAGGACAAGAGUACAAUUUCCAAGCCAACAUAAUGUACUAUUUAAUAUGGUGUAACAUGCCUUGGUUAAUAAAACAUAAAAUGAAAAUAAAGAGGCUGAAGGUUAA
Molecule: messenger RNA, 2789 nt
Organism: Chrysemys picta bellii (western painted turtle)
Lineage: Eukaryota; Metazoa; Chordata; Testudines; Emydidae
Source: RefSeq, a predicted model, not a curated record